AUGCCACUCGUCGUUCCUGGAAUCAACUCAUCUAUGGGUGACAAGUCCGAGUGGGUCAAUAGGCUGAUGGGAAAGACCAUCGGUGAUAACAGCAACGAGACAUCUUUCGCAAAGCAAGACCUACCCCAGUCUCACCGAGUUUUGAAGCCCGGCGACAUGAAGACUAUGGACCAUGAUCCCAACAGACUCAACAUUCAUGUCAACGAAGAAGGAGCCGUACACGAUGUCAACUACGGUUAA
Molecule: messenger RNA, 240 nt
Organism: Penicillium salamii
Lineage: Eukaryota; Fungi; Ascomycota; Eurotiomycetes; Eurotiales; Aspergillaceae
Source: the annotation of a GenBank genome assembly